Molecule: messenger RNA, 781 nt
Organism: Exophiala xenobiotica
Lineage: Eukaryota; Fungi; Ascomycota; Eurotiomycetes; Chaetothyriales; Herpotrichiellaceae
Exons: 1
Coding region: 101-589 (162 amino acids)
Source: RefSeq, a predicted model, not a curated record
CAAAUCCUAUACCCCGUGGUGUCGGAACGAGGAAGGGCGAUGGCAGUCGACAGCCCUCCGAUGGGAUCAAUCAAAGUCACAGCGGUCUCUCAUCUGAAGCAUGCCUGCCUCAUCACCUGCGAUGACGAAACAACUAUUGAAGCACGCCCGCCUCACCAUUUCGCUCGGACUCCAGAAAUACACCAUAUCGAUGGCACUGCAAUGUCAGAUUGAAGCCCGCCUACUUCAUCUCCCACAGACUUCGACUUCGGUCUUCCAGUGCCUCCAAGUCCAACCUUCCUCCACCCUCGACGAUCAGAUUGUGCGUUCCAGAUGGCUCCCUUUUUCCUUGCAGUGGAUCUGGGGCAUGUCAUACCAGAAGAAGAUGGUGGAUCUACAAUCUCUACACCCCACACCUCUGCAACACAGUCAUCGCGGCAAGGGCUCUUUUCCCCUGCUAAGGGUUUUGGGCCCGCAACAUCAGAGUCAGGAAGAUUGUUCAACACUCACAUCAGCGCACCUUCUCUCCGAUGUUCUUCUGCUGGCAGCCCUGCUUCCACUCUUCAGAGCUUGUUGGCAUGCCGGAGCCAGGGCUGACUAUCACCAAUGAUGGACAUUCACAACUUCUCCACAUCGUCCCUGUCAGUACAUUUUCGGGUCGAACAACUGUCCGACCGCCUGAGCCUAUUGUGGUUGAAUUGCCCGCUUCGCCAGCACUCUGGCUUCGCCACAACUUGUUGGAGAAGGCAGCGAUUUGACAUUGCAGUCAAGCCGCCUUUCCUCAAGCUGGGCACCAGGCAGG